Molecule: messenger RNA, 2773 nt
Organism: Diceros bicornis minor
Lineage: Eukaryota; Metazoa; Chordata; Mammalia; Perissodactyla; Rhinocerotidae
Gene: LMBR1L
Product: limb development membrane protein 1 like
Exons: 15
Coding region: 799-2250 (483 amino acids)
Biological process (GO): signal transduction; receptor-mediated endocytosis
Molecular function (GO): transmembrane signaling receptor activity
Source: RefSeq, a predicted model, not a curated record
UGCUUAAGCACCUGCUUAAGCCUUUAGAAGCUGGGAUCUAGUGAGGCCCCUGGAACUGAAGGGAGAGUCGGGUGUCACACAGUGAAGAGAGAGUUUCUGCUUCCACCUCAUUUCUGGCUUCUUCUGGCUUUACCUCACCCUGGGGAAGCUUGGAGAAGCUGCUGUUCCUGUCUCCCUGGUUAGGCCAGGAGCUUCUGGGAGCCUUGUGGCCAGGAACUGCCAGCUGGGACCUGAGUCACCGGAAAUGGCUCCAGCUUGGCUUCAUUUCCCAGUGGCCAUUGGGGAGGGAGUAGGGCAGGAUGCAGACUGAUGGAAACAGAGCAGGGGAUGGGGAGGGUGGAACUCUUGAGAGCGAGACAUGCUUGGUUCUGAGAAGAUGGCCCUUACUUCAGGCUGCUAUUAUUCACUAGCAUGUAUAGAGAAAAAUAUAGAGAUGACCCCUCUGGGUCAACAGACUAGACGAAGGCAACCCUUCCCGCUUGAUGGACCACCUGUAUCAAAAUGUCCCUCUUCUCAGCUGUUGCAGCCCAAGGCACAGGCCUUGGCUAUGAAGCUGUUUCAGCUCCCUUUUCCCCUUUGCCCUAGUGCCUUCAUGCAGGCUAUAGCCAUGUGGGGUGACCCUGCUCUUAUCUGGGCUGAAGAAGGCAGGCUCAGAAAUCUACAUCCCUGAGCAGAGAAGAGAAGCCAGGCCCCUUAGCUUGGCUUUAUGCCUGGCACACCCUGCAGGCAUGUGCAGGAAGACCACAUUCCUGGGGACAGUCUGGGCAAGUGACAUGGCAGGUGACCAGGUUCCCAUGAAUGCCUGAGGUGUGCCCAUCCCACGUGCCCAGGCUUCCCUUGAGGCUUGAGCUGUGCACCUUUACCCUGGCUGUCGCCCUGGGUGCUGUCCUGCUCCUGCCCUUCUCCAUCAUCAGCAAUGAGGUGCUGCUCUCACUGCCUCGGAACUACUACAUCCAGUGGCUCAAUGGCUCCCUCAUCCAUGGCCUCUGGAACCUCGUUUUUCUAUUUUCCAACUUAUCCCUCAUCUUCCUCAUGCCCUUUGCGUACUUCUUCACUGAGUCUGAGGGCUUUGCUGGCUCCAGAAAGGGUGUCCUGGGCCGGGUCUACGAGACAGUGGUGAUGUUGAUGCUCCUCACUCUGCUGGUGCUGGGCAUGGUGUGGGUGGCAUCAGCCAUUGUGGACAACAACAAGGCCAGCAGGGAAUCACUCUAUGACUUCUGGGAGUACUACCUCCCCUACCUCUACUCCUGCAUCUCCUUCCUCGGGGUCCUGCUGCUCCUAGGGCGAGUUUCCUGCAAAGCUGGAGCCAUACAACGAAGCAAUCCUACGGUUGUGUGGUGCACGCCUUGCAGAGGGCCACAGCCUUCGUUGGCUCCUGUAUCCUUCACCCCCAUCAUCUGGGGCUGGUCACCAGACAUGCAAAGCAGAGCACAAGGCAGUUGGGAGGGACUGGAUAAAGUUGCUGGCCACAACGUGCUGCUGGAAGACCUAGAGGAGCAGCUGUACUGCUCAGCCUUUGAGGAGGCAGCCUUGACCCGCAGGAUUUGCAAUCCCACCUCCUGCUGGCUGCCUUUGGACAUGGAGCUGCUGCACAGACAGGUCCUGGCUCUGCAGACACAGAGGGUCCUGCUGGAGAAGCGGCGGAAGGCUUCCGCCUGGCAGCGGAACCUGGGCUACCCUCUGGCCAUGCUGUUCUUGCUGGUGCUGACGGGCCUGUCUGUGCUCGUUGUGGCCAUCAACAUCCUGGAGCUGCUCAUCGAUGAGGCUGCCAUGCCCCGGGGCAUGCAGGGUGCCUCCCUGGGCCAGGUCUCCUUCUCUAAGCUGGGCUCCUUUGGUGCUGUCAUUCAGGUUGUACUCAUCUUUUACCUGAUGGUCUCCUCCGUCGUGGGAUUCUACAGCUCUCCACUCUUCCGGGGCCUCUGGCCCAGAUGGCACGACACAGCCAUGACACAGAUAAUUGGGAACUGUGUCUGCCUCCUGGUCCUGAGCUCAGCACUUCCUGUCUUCUCUCGAACCCUGGGGCUCACUCGCUUUGACCUGCUGGGUGACUUUGGCCGUUUCAACUGGCUGGGCAAUUUCUACAUCGUGUUCCUCUACAAUGCAGCCUUCGCAGGCCUCACCACUCUUUGUCUGGUGAAGACCUUCACUGCUGCUGUGCGGGCAGAGCUGAUCCGGGCCUUUGGGCUGGACAGACUGCCAUUGCCUGUCUCCGGUUUCCCCCGGGCAUCUAGGAAGACCCAACACCAGUGACCUCCAGCUGGGGCUGGGAGGGAGAAAACUGGACACUGCCAUCUGCUGCCCAGGCCUGGAGGGGUGGGUGGACAUCAGGACCUGGAAUCUGAGAGGGUGGGUAGCAGAGGGGAGCUGAGCAGUCUGCACUGUCGCAUAAUCUGAGCCAGAGUUUGGGACCAGGCCCCCCCGCUUUUCCAGAUUUAACCGUGGGCCCCAGCAUGAGGUGGGGCUGCGUGACUGGGUCUGGCUCCUGGUCCCAAAUCCGUUUACACAUCAGUCUGCCUCACUGCUGUUCUGGGCCAUGCCCGUAGCCAUGUUUACAUGAUUUGAUGUGCAAUAGGGUGUGGUGGGGGCAGGGGAGGGACUGAGCUGGGGGCAGACUUGGGAGGCAGAUUGUCUCCUUUGCCUCUGGCCCAGCAAAACCUAAGCACUGUGCUAUCCUGGAGAGGUUUUGGACUAUCGGAGAGAUGAGGGCAUAGGGAGAAAGAGGCUACAACUGUCAGCAAUAAAGUUGAUCCCAGGUUUGCUUUGGUUUUUUAAA